AUGAUGUGUGUGGGGUUCGUCUUCACCAAGGCUGGCAAGAUUGCUGCCACUGCCAUUGGAGGCAGCCUGCUGCUUUUUCAGAUUGCACAGCAUCAGGGCUACGUGAAGGUGAACUGGUCCAGGCUGAACAAGGAUCUUCAGCAGGCACAAAAUGAGCUGGCACGGCGCACAGACGGCAAGCUGCCCAGACUGCUCGAGGAGGUGAGCCACUUCGGGGCUGGUUCCAAAGGUGCAGGGGACAUGGCCCUGCACUACUGGGCCCAGAAGUUUGUCAAGGACAAUGUAUUCCUGGCUACGGGCUUUGCUGGUGGCUUCCUGCUAGGUGUGGCAUCCUCCUGA
Molecule: messenger RNA, 339 nt
Organism: Dermacentor silvarum
Lineage: Eukaryota; Metazoa; Arthropoda; Arachnida; Ixodida; Ixodidae
Product: FUN14 domain-containing protein 1-like
Exons: 4
Coding region: 1-339 (112 amino acids)
Biological process (GO): autophagy of mitochondrion
Cellular component (GO): mitochondrial outer membrane
Source: RefSeq, a predicted model, not a curated record